AAACAACUUCCUGGUGAAAAUUGCCUCGAUCUUCCAUCGACAUGCCUAUUUUACCGAAAUGUCUGUCGGGUUUCACUGUCAUUCCAAUUGCAUAUCCAAGUUCAACACAUUACAUCUAUGCGAGAGCUCAUGCCAAAUCUAAAUCCAAAACGAAGCCAACAAUACGAACAGAGCAUGAGCUCACACUGCUAUUCAAACACUGUGGGACAGUAGAGCGCGUCUUAUUUGACUUCAACUCUGCCGAUGCUCUAACAGAGCACGCAUCUGAUUCUGACGAGGAGAUGUCCGAGGCUGCCGUCAAUGAAGAACCUGAUACCGAAGCACGUCCUCGCAAGAAAAGAAAGCUCCAAACUUCCGAACCAACGCCCCCUGAAGUGAUACCCCUCCCUUCUCCAUCCCUUCGCACACUGCGCAAACUGGAUCUUCCCCGUGGUCUCUCUCACUAUAUGGCAAAAUAUGAUAAUGAGCGGCCUCCGCUAGAUGCUGUCAAAGCUCACGCAGACAGCUUUAUGGACCGCUUCGAAUUUGACCUUUCGAAGAGUAAACAGGAGGCCAAGUACCGGAAAGGGGAAGCAAUUGUGGACGAGGACGGAUUCACACUCGUUACGAGAGGAGGUGCUUAUGGACAAACGCUUGGUGGAGGCGUGGGCGUUGCCAGCAAGAAGUUCAUGCUCACUGGGCAAACUGGAAGUAGAAGAAAGAAGGAGAAAAAAAGGAGAAGGAUGUGUUUUACGCUUUCCAGAAGGCUGAAAAACAACGGAAAGGUGACCUUGCUCGACCUGAAGAAGAACUUCGCGGCGGACAAGGAACGUGUCGAAAAACUGAAGGAAUCACGGCGAUUCAAGCCUUAUUAAUUAUCUCUGCCAUACAUUUAGGGAAGUGGGUAUAGUAUAUCGCGAAUGUGAUCUAAUGUCAGGUCCCGGAGUGUCUCGUUCUACGGACGGGUUGUCCCUUCAUUCAGCGCCAGAGGGUGUAUACUGUCAGCAAUCUCCCUCGCUUGUGAUUCUGAAUCAUUGACAGGCCGCCGACCUUGUGGGUCGCGUCGAGGUGGGUGACGAGCUAUGAGCGAGUCACAAUCGCACUGUCCAACAGUGCUCGUUGUAUUUUACUCUACGUCUUCAUUUUGCUGGUCCUGAGCAGACUAGAACUCGCGUAUUGCGUAUCGCCACUACC
Molecule: messenger RNA, 1173 nt
Organism: Suillus subalutaceus
Lineage: Eukaryota; Fungi; Basidiomycota; Agaricomycetes; Boletales; Suillaceae
Product: ribosomal RNA-processing protein 7-domain-containing protein
Exons: 4
Coding region: 42-854 (270 amino acids)
Biological process (GO): ribosomal small subunit assembly; rRNA processing
Cellular component (GO): UTP-C complex; CURI complex
Source: RefSeq, a predicted model, not a curated record